Messenger RNA from Papaver somniferum (opium poppy), 2224 nucleotides. RefSeq names its product homeobox protein ATH1-like. The record is from RefSeq and is a predicted model, not a curated record. The transcript has 6 exons. Gene Ontology annotation, biological process: regulation of transcription by RNA polymerase II. Gene Ontology annotation, molecular function: RNA polymerase II cis-regulatory region sequence-specific DNA binding; DNA-binding transcription factor activity, RNA polymerase II-specific. The coding region runs from base 331 to 2028 and encodes 565 amino acids. Lineage: Eukaryota; Viridiplantae; Streptophyta; Magnoliopsida; Ranunculales; Papaveraceae.
UUAGACUUUCUAAAUGGGAUGUUCUUUUUUCUAUGGUGAUUUGAUUUGUGAUUACUAUUGGAGGAAGGAACAUCAGAACAUGACUACCAAUUAGAAAUUAAGGUUUUGAGUUUCAGCUGCAAAUUUCAGGUCUUCUCGGAGUUCACUCAUUCUUCUAAGUGGUUGUUGCUGCUAUUGCUGCUUUACAUUCAAGGUAAAUGUUACAUGACAAUGGGAUCUAUUUUGGGGACGUAAUUUUUUGUAUGAGUUUGGAGAACUGAUACAGGACAGCUUGUUUAGAACUUCUAGCCAAGUUAAGUUUUGCACAAUUCAAGAGUAUCUUCUGGUAGAAUGGAGGAUGGAACUGUGAAUUUUACGGGCUAUACAGAUCCAAAUUCUUUACUCAUUGAUGGAAUCAUGUCCAAUAUAAGUUCACUAGUUCAAACAGAUACUAUGGAUUUUAACAGCCUCAGCCAAAUGAUGGAUAGAUAUUCUUCGGUUUCAGCAUUGCAGGGAGAGCCAACAAAUAAUUUUCGGAUUGAUAAUCUUGGUGCUAUUAGUGAUCCAAAUAUACCGCUUUCUAGAAAUACUAUUGGGAUUAGCAACAGGAAUCCUCCAGAGCAAAUUUUUCGAGGAACAGCCUUGACCGAUGCUUCAUAUGCUACAAGCAAUAACGGCCAUGAAAUCCUUAAUGGAGUGAGCAUAUCUUCUUCCUCGAGAAUGGAUUCAGGAGACUUGAGUUCUGUUGUUUCAAACAAUCGCGGUAUUGGUACUUCACAAGUGCCAUGUAAUGCGUAUAUGAACUUUGGGCAUAAUGUGGUGCAAAGUGAUGCAGAGUUCUUGGCACAGGAAAAGGAUUUAAGUUGGUCGCAUCAACUGGAUAGUAGAUGGGGCUUUGAUAACCCUUCCAUCGGAAAUUCGCACACCAGGGAGUGGAAUUCGCUUGAAACAUCUAAUUCAGGCGUGGAUCAGCAUCCGUAUAACUACCAUAUGCCCUCAAAUGAUGGCAAUCGCGCAACUUUUGAACCUUCUAUAGUUGAUGUAUCAAAUAUCCCAAAUUGGUCUUCAGAAAUGAAUUGUUUGGGAUCUUCUCGGGAAAUUGGAUGUUCUGACCAAACUUGUAGGUUUGAGGAGCCUUCUGUUGACGUUUGUACACAGAGACCGGUUUCAGGCACUCAAGAAUCAUCUUCCGGAUCAGAUUACCUCCAAGUUCUGCAGCAAAUACUGGCCGAUGUAGCAAGCUUUUCACUUGGAGGUUUUGAGAAUGGUAAAGCAUCUUCAGAACGGUCCAAUAUGGGUGCAAAGACAUCAGGUUCUUCAAACUGCCGCGCUGAGAAGGGAAAGAAGGGGAUGUUUACAAGAGGUCCCAACCCCAAUGAGUUCCCUUAUCCUCCUGUAGAAAGCAGCUGCAGGGAUCAACCGAUUGUCACCUUGGAAAGGCGAGAAGUUGAAAGCAGAAAGGAUAAACUGUUGAAUCUCUUACAACUAGUUGAUAGGAAAUACAAUGAAUGCAUGGAUGAAAUCCAUACGGUGAUAUCUGCAUUCCGAGCUGCAACAGAGUUAGACGCGCAGAUAUACACUCGUUUUACUCUUCAUACUGUCUCUUCAGCAUAUAAGAAUCUGAGACACAGAAUUGCCAACCAAAUACUAAUAAACCAAGACUGUCUCGGCCGUCAAAGCGUGAAGGAGGAUCCUUCUCUGGAGUCUUCAUUCAUCCAAAACCAAUGGGCUCUGCAGCAGCUUAAGAGAAAAGGUCAUCAUUUAUGGAGGCCACAAAGAGGCUUGCCAGAAAAAUCCGUCUCAGUCCUGCGAGCUUGGAUGUUUCAGAACUUCCUUCAUCCGUACCCUAAUGACGCGGAAAAGCAUUUGCUCUCAAUAAGAAGUGGACUCGCAAGGAGCCAGGUCUCUAAUUGGUUCAUAAAUGCACGUGUUCGACUCUGGAAGCCAAUGAUAGAAGCAAUGCAUGGAGAGAUUAAUAGCAGAAAGAUCUGUUCUAUUGAAGAUGAAAUUAACAGCGAUGAUCAAAGCUGGAGUAACAUUAGUCAUUGAUGAAUGCACAAAUGGGUAUAAUGCACGCACACCUAUUCCAGCAGACCCUUUUGGUGUUAUAUUGUAUACUUACACAACCUAAAUGCACUGAAAUGCAUAUCCGUCGUUGGAGGACCUUGUACAUUGCGACAUUAUAGUCGGUAUGAUGUUUAAUAUGGUGCGAUAAUCAGGAAUAUAACUGUUAUUUAUGCCACUU